This is a messenger RNA of Patiria miniata (bat star), 943 nucleotides long. RefSeq names its product lactadherin-like. The coding region runs from base 1 to 456 and encodes 151 amino acids. NCBI's taxonomy places the organism in Eukaryota, Metazoa, Echinodermata, Asteroidea, Valvatida, Asterinidae. The record is from RefSeq and is a predicted model, not a curated record. The transcript is spliced from 3 exons.
AUGGAAGAUGGUCGCAUCUCGAAUGAAAGCAUCACAGCUUCGUCUAUUUGGCAAACAAACCGAGCUGUUUGUGGCCCAGUCAGGGCCAGACUGAAUACUCAAGGAUUCGCUGCAGCAUGGUGUAACGAUGAAACUACUGAUAACAUCAGUCCGUGGAUACAGGUUGACUUCGAUGGCACAGUCACCAUCACUGGUCUGAUCACCCAGGGGCGUGGAGACAGCCCAUGCGACCAAUGGGUGACGGAGUACCAAGUGACGUACAGCGAAGAUGGUCAGUCCUGGAAUAACGUGACUGAUGCAGACGGCACACCAAUAAAGUUCCCUGGUAACAAGGACAGGAACACCCUGGUAACUACUCGCCUGCCGUUUACCUUGCGCACCAGAAUCCUGCGCAUUCACCCCACUGCUUGGCACGCAUAUUGCAGCAUGAGGUUUGAAGUGAUUGGCUGCUAUUAAGUCAGACUCAUUACAUUGCCGACGAGUGAGUGAAAUGAUUUCAACGUCAAAAGGUAGCUCUGUCGUAGAACAAAACGAAAAUAUUCAUGCUUGUAAAUACCGGCUCUACUCAAAAUUAUUUGGUAGUUUGGAUGAAAUUUGAUGAAUAUUAUUAGCUUUUUUUUCUUAAAAUUUGUGAAUCUAUAUUUCUGAUGCUCUUAAAAUGCAUACUGGUGAAAUCGUUAGUCAAGGUGUACGUGUAGAUAAUUAGCUGAUUGGUAAGACUUUUAUAGAGUGAAAACAAACCCUGGGAGUACACUUUAAAAAAGAAAGGCAAAUCUCCAGGGAAAUCUGGACAGUCGUACAGCAAGGUUGCUUUUUCCUGUGUACUUGAAGGAGUUAAAAAUAAAUUUAGCACAUGAAAACGAAUAAGAGAAAUUGUAUGUACGAAUUUAAGAAAGAAAUUUGCUCGUUAUAAAAAAAUGAAGAAUUAUUAUGUGUAAGUUGC